AAUUAGCAACCCUGCCCGCCCGUGCCUAUAGUCGGUCGGUCGGUCAUAAGAAAAUGCAUACGAUAUUAGAAACGAUCAUCCCAUCAAGUCUCAUUCUAUGAGAAUCUCCCGUUUAAAGCUCUUGGGAUUCAAACGGUUUGUAAGAUAGCCGCUCUUCAAGCUUCGAUGAUCCUUUCAAGAACAAAGGGCAUCUAUCAAACACAACUAGUUCAAAUCCGGCAUUGCUUCAAUCACAUCCAUUCUCAAGCAUACCGCACCGUUCGUCCCACCAAAUCCAAAACCAUACCUCGCCACGAACAACGACCCUUCAGACAUCCCCAGAAGCCUCGCAAACCCAUUCCUUUCGUCACCAAUGUCAAAGAGGUACGAGACCCAGACGAGGCCUUAUGUCUCUUCCACGAGUACCACCAAACUGGCUUCAAGCACGACUAUCCCUCUUACUCCGCUCUCGUGUACAAGCUUGCUCGCUCUCGCAACUUUGAAGCUGUAGAGACCAUUCUUGGUCUUAUACAGGACCGAAAUAUUCGGUGCAAAGAGACCCUUUUCAUUGCUUUGAUUCAACAUUAUGGGAAAGCCCAUUCCGUGGACAAAGCUAUUGAGCUUUUUCAUAGAAUGCCUUCUUUUAAUUGUGUCCGUACACUGCAGUCUUUUAAUGCGCUUCUUAAUAUACUUGUUGAUAGUGACCGGUUUUUGGAUGCAAAUGAGAUUUUCGCUCGUUCUCGCCAAAUGGGUGUUCGCCUGAAUUCAAUUUCGUUUAAUGUAAUGAUAAAAGGCUGGCUUGGGAAGGGUGAGUGGAAACAAGCUUGCGAGGUGUUUGAUGAAAUGCUUGAGAGAAACGUGCAACCGAGUGUCGUGACAUAUAAUAGUCUUAUCGGGUUUUUGUCUAGAAAGGGCAGUUUGGACGAAGCAAUGAGUUUGCUUGAGGAUAUGAUGCAGAAAGGAAAACAUCCAAAUGCGGUGACAUAUGCGUUGUUGAUGGAAGGUUUGUGCUCUGUUGGAAAGUAUACAGAAGCAAAAAAGAUGAUGUUUGAUAUGGAGUAUCGAGGGUGUAAGCUGCAGCUGGUGAAUUAUGGUGUUUUGAUGAGUGACCUUGGAAAGAAGGGGAAGAUUGAGGAGGCAAAAUCUCUACUUCACGAGAUGAAGAAAAGGGGUUUUAGGCCCGAUGUUGUGACGUAUAAUAUAUUGUUAAAUUACAUGUGCAAGGAAGGUAGAGUGACUGAGGCUUAUAAAGUUUGGAUUGAAAUGCGGCUUGGAGGUUGUAAGCCGAAUGCAGCUACAUACCGGAUGAUGGUUGAUGGAUUUUGCAGGGUUGGUGAUUUUGAAGGAGGUUUGAAGGUAUUGAAUGCAAUGUUGACAGGUAGGCAUUAUCCACGCUCAGAAACAUUUAAAUGUUUGUUGGUGGGACUGUUGAAUUGUGGGAAGAUAGAUAAUGCCUCUUUUGUUUUGGAGGAGAUGGAGAAGAUAAAGAUACGUUUUGAUUUGGAGGAUUGGGAAGCCUUAAUCAGGGAUGCUUGUAGUGGAGAUAGAAGUUCCUGUGGGCUUCUAACUGAACUGGUUACUGCUAAAAAAUGUGUAAGGGAAGAUUGUGUGACAUUGUUAUGACAUUUAGUGGUUGUGGUGGUAAGGCCCUGUCACCAGGGUAAUUGAUGCUUGAGCUUAACAAUCGAUGGGGUCCUCCAGGCUUUAGAUACACUAGGAAUCAUGUAAGUUCUGAGUGAAAUGGCAACAAGUAGACAUCUCUAUGAAGAGUGAUCGUUUGUUGGUUGUUUGCCUAACUGCACAUAUAAUCCUUUCUUUCGGUAUGUAUGGAAAAGGGGAGAUAUGAUUUUGCAAGCCUCGGUGAGCUCUAAUUACUGAUGCUUGUGGUGGAUCGGUAGAGGUGCUGGUGAUUCGCAAGAACCAAUCUUUGCUCAUUGGUAGGCUUCAGGAAGUGAACAAGAUUUGAUGGUUGAACAUUAAUAUAUAUAUAUAUAUAUAUUAUUUCACUUUCCAUGGUUAUUUUGAUGCCAAGGUUUAGGUGCCAUUUGGAUACUGAGUUGAGAUAAUAUGAGUUUAAAUGAAGGUUAAAAGUUGAAUAAAAUAUUAUUAUAAUAUUAUUUUUUUAAUAUUAUUAUUGUUUUGAGAUUUGUAAAAAUUGAAUUGUUUAUUAUAUUUUGUGUGAGAAUUUAAGAAAGUUAUAAUGAUGAGAUGAGAUAAAACAUUUUCACUAUUCAAACGGGCUGCUUUCUUUUUAAGUUCUUGGGCAGGAUGGAGUAACUACUACCUACUAACUAGUAGCACUGGAAUUUAUAUGAAUCCUAGUUGAGUAAACUCUCUAGUUGCGCUCCUAAAAUCCAGAUCAACCUCUAUAGAAGGGCGUCGGAUGCUACCAUGGUCAUGUUUAGGUAGGAAAGUUACCUCCUGUUGUCCACUCGUACCCUUGUUGUAGAAUAAUUUGACAAGACAUUGUCACGCUCUGUAAUAUUGUACGGGAUGAAGAGGAUUUCUUCCUAUAUCUUAUUGGAUCCAAAUUAAAUUAGAAUGGCUUUUCCAGA
This is a messenger RNA of Juglans microcarpa x Juglans regia, 2534 nucleotides long. Its product is annotated as pentatricopeptide repeat-containing protein At1g07740, mitochondrial-like. Gene Ontology annotation, molecular function: protein binding. The transcript has a single exon. The record is from RefSeq and is a predicted model, not a curated record. Bases 166 to 1602 code for a protein of 478 amino acids. Lineage: Eukaryota; Viridiplantae; Streptophyta; Magnoliopsida; Fagales; Juglandaceae.